This is a messenger RNA of Marmota flaviventris (yellow-bellied marmot), 1161 nucleotides long. RefSeq names its product mucin 7, secreted (gene Muc7). Lineage: Eukaryota; Metazoa; Chordata; Mammalia; Rodentia; Sciuridae. Gene Ontology annotation, cellular component: extracellular exosome. The record is from RefSeq and is a predicted model, not a curated record.
AUGAAAACUCUAUCACUGCUUGUAUGCAUCUUUGUGCUGAGUGCUUGCUUCCCAUUCAGUGAAAGUGGAAGAAAGAAUCGCAAAUCACAUCACAAAAAACAUAUUCAACAGUCACCUAAACUUCACAAAUUACCACAUUGUUCUGAAUUACCAUCCCACCAGAAUCAACUCAGUAAAAAGUAUUACCAUGUUCUUCUACACAAAUUAUCUAAGCAUAGGCCUGAACAUUCAUAUACUAAGUGUUCAGUCAAAAAUAACACUGUGGUCAACAAUAACAAUUCAGAGAUCACCACCCAAGUACCAUCUUUGAAUUCCAUAUCUCCUUCCAUCAAAAUUACUACCAAUUCAGGUGUGAGACCUCUCACUCAGAAUGCUGUUAUUACAUCUGCAAGAGAAAAUAUCAUGACUGGCUCUUCUGUAGCUACAUCAACAUCACAACCUUCUUCAGCUCUUCCAGAGACCACAGCUUCCCCACCUACAUCUUUCCCAGCUACAACUCCACAACCUUCUUCAGCUCUGCAAGAGACCACAGCUGCCCAACCUACAUCAUUCCAAGCUACAUCAACACCACAACCUUCUUCAGCUCUGCAAGAGACCACAGCUGCCCAACCUACAUCAUUCCCAACUACAUCAACACCACAACCUUCUUCAGCUCUGCCAGAGGCCACAGCUGCCUCACCUACAUCUUUCCCAGCUACACCAACACCACAACCUUCUUCACCUCUGCCAGAGACCACAGCUGCCCCACCUACAUCUUCCCCAGCUGCAACAACACCACAACCUUCUUCAGCUCUUCAAGAGACCACAGCUGCCCAACCUACAUCAUUCCCAGCUACAUCAACACCACAACCUUCUUCAGCUCUGCAAGAGACCACAGCUGCCCCACCUACAUCUUCCCCAGCUGCAACAACACCACAACCUUCUUCAGCUUCACCAGAGAUCACAGAAGUCUCACAUGCCACACCUAAUUCUUCCCCAAACACUGUUGCACCUGAAACUACAGCUGCACCAGUACCCCAAACUACUCCUCCAACCACUAGUCAAACUGUUACUGUCACACAACCGACUUCAUCUCCCAGUCAAAAUAUAUAUCUUCAAUUUCUUGCAGGCUUACGAUAUUGGUUUAAUAGAAUUUUUGAUCAUUUAGAAAGGAUUCAGUAG